GAGAAUAGAUCACAAGGGUCGCUCUCCCCCCUCCACAGAGAUCGUGUCUCUUGAAGAGAUCUAACGAGUGAGUCUAUAUCGAAGUACCCAAAUAUUAAUGUUAUUGGUCGAGGGUACAUCUUAGGAAACAUAAUGUUUUGAAAGAGAAUGGUUGUGUAUCUUUGUUGAUUACAUAAUUUAUUAGGUUUGCCUAGUGUUAUAAUUGAAGAUCUACACAUGUUGAAUUCUAAGUAUAGUUAUCAAAUAUAAAAAUGUUGAACCACAAAUAUACAAUAUAGGUAUGAGAAUAAGGUUGCAAAUCUCCCCGCAUAAAUAUAAAGUGGGUAUAAUUUUAAAUACUUAGGAAUGAAAAUAAAAAAUAUAGACAAUUUAGCGAAAUCCGCCACAUUUACCACCAACUAGCUACAAACAAAUACCAUAGCCAAAAAAUCAAAAGCUUAGUUUCCACUCAUUGAUAACUCCAAGUUAAUGGAGGGGAUUGCAAGGGAAACUAACCUUAAAAAACCUUCUUCUUUCAAAACUCACCAAACAAAUUACUAAUGACUUAUCAAAUUCUUUAUCCACAAGUUUACAUACUCAGUCAAACUCAAUUAAGUUAUCAUUUAUUUGCCGCCGACGCCGUCCGCCAGUUCUUUGCAUUAGCGAAACCAACUGGCACAAAGCGAGUGCCAACUUGGCACGUCGUAAACCCAAUUUGGCCACAAAAGUUGAGAAAAAGUAAAGAAAACUUGUUGACAACAGAAUCUAAACCAAAAAGAUAAUCCCAACAGCAAUUAGUUUAACACAAUUCAGUAGACCAAACCCUCGCGACCUCAGAAAUCGCCCCCUUUCCCCCAACUGCCGCCGCUGACCCGGCCCGGCCACCGCCUUCUCUUUCCCGCGUCACGCCAACACCUCUUCCUUCCCCCCUUUUCCUUCCUAAAGUGCAUGACUUCCCCAGCUGACCCAUUCCAUCUCACUCCGCCGUCUCCGCCAUGGCAGCAGCUCUUCCGCUCCUCCUCCUUUUGCUCUCCUUCCUUCUUCCUCCUUCCCUCGCUCAGACAGGUACUCUAAUUGAUUGCGGGGCCGUCGCACCGACGACGAUCAACGGACGGGAAUGGCUUCCCGACGACGGCUUUGUCACGGCUGGGACUGCCCGUACUCUCGCCCUCCCCGUCCUCUCGCCGCUCCUCUCCACCGUCAGAUCGUUUCCCCUGGCGGGGAAUCGCGGCCGCAAGUUCUGCUACGAGACGGCCGUCAAUCGGGGCAGCAAGUACAUGGUCCGGACCACCUACUUCUACGGAUGGGUCAACGGCAGGGACGCCCCGCCGCCGGUUUUCGACCAGAUUCUUGACGGGACCCAUUGGAGCGUUGUCAACACGACGGGGGAUUUCGCUGACGGGAGGUUGACUUUCUACGAGGGGGUUUUUGUUGCUCGAGGGAAGACCAUGAGCUUGUGUCUCGGAGCGAAUUCGGAUACCGACUCCGACCCGUUCAUUUCGGGCCUUGAAUUCAUUCCUUUAGGGGAUUCGCUCUACAACUCCACCGAUUUUGAGAAUUACGCCCUUGGAUUGGUCGCCAGGCACAGUUUUGGCCACAGCGAAAUCGUUCGAUAUCCAGACGACCCAUAUGAUCGGAUUUGGGAGCCAUAUGGAGGGAAGGAUUCCAACCCUUCCAGGAACAGGAACGUGUCCAUUUCGGGCAUAUGGAAUCUUCCACCAUCUAAGGUAUUCGAAACAGAUAUCUCUGCUGCAGCAGGACGUUCAAGGCAGGUAUUGGAGCUGCCAUGGCCACCAGCUCCCCUUCCAUUUCCCCACCAGAACUACUCCAUUGCUCUGUACUUUGCCGAUGACCGUGAUCCCUCACUUCAAGAUCCUAGGGUGCUUGAUGUGAUCAUAAAUGGGGUAACAUAUUUCAGGAGCUUGAGUGUGACACAAAUGGGUUCCCUUGUCUUUGCCAAAGUGUGGCCUCUCGGUGGUUCAACCAAUAUAACUUUGAUCCCUGCUGCUGGUUCGACCACUGGUCCAUUGAUUAAUGCAGGGGAGGUUUUCAGAUUGUUGCCCCUUGGUCGAAGAACUCAUACGGGAGACAUAAUAGCUUUGGAAGAAUUGAGAAGUGGUUUCAAGAACCCACCACAGGACUGGAGUGGGGAUCCUUGCAUGCCUCGUCAGUAUCCUUGGACUGGAAUUACUUGUUCAGAAGGCCGCAGGAUUCGUGUUGUUUCACUGAAUUUGACAAGUAUGGGCCUUGGUGGAUCGAUAUCCCAUAGGAUCACUAGGUUGACUGCACUAACAGACAUCUGGCUUGGUAACAACAGUUUAUCUGGGUCAAUACCUGAUCUGAGCUCAUUAAGACUGCUUGAAACGCUGCAUUUGGAAGACAAUAAUUUGACUGGAGUGAUCCCAUCUUCACUUGGCAAUAUCGAUGGUCUCCGUCAACUAUUUGUACAGAACAAUAAUCUCACUGGUGAGGUUCCGACAAGCAUCGUUGGGAAAUCUGGACUAGAGCUCAGGACGAAUCCUGGGAACCAUUUCACGUCGGGGCCAUGAGCAGAAACAGGAAGCCAAAGUGAUUUGAGGACAACAACUAUUAAGGCCUCUGGCCUCUCUACGGUACCAUGGAAGCUGGAUUUCCAGCUAUAUUGUCAAUAUGCAGUUUGUACCAGUACUAGUACUACUAGAUCGUUGUCGAUGGUCAUGAUUCACAGAUGUGUGAAAGAAAAUGCACAUGGUUCCAAAGGUUCUUGGGCGUACCUUUUGGCAGUGUCGGCCACCCUCUCAACUGUUUGUACACUUACCCUGGUUUUUGUCCAUACAUAUACACCGAGUCAGACUCCCAGUCAGUAAAACUCUGAUUCUUUUGUUCUAAUACUUUCAACCUCGUGUGAGUAAAAGACUGCUUAGACAUAACAACGGUCAUUCUUUGGUCUUUUGAACUUGGACUUUGCGAUUGAUUCGAAGUUUAUAAAAUCGUGAAGAAACUGUAAUAUUAUAGUUCUCUUAUUGGUUUGGUUUGACAUUGAACUCCUUGAGUGAGCUCCACGAGCUCCAACAAUCACUAACAGAAGUGAUAGGAAUAGGGAUGGUAAACAGGUUUACCAGUAAACAGUCAAACCGACAACCGAGCUGGUAACCGUGGUUAAUAAGAUGUCACCCGGUAUCGAUAGCCAUCAGUCACUUGGUAUGUUUCGGUUAAUCGUUAAUUGGUUAGUUAGUUACGGGUUAAACCGGUUAUCUGUCGAUUACCAGCUCUAAAUAGUAAUGAUUUUAGUCUUUGCGAUCCUCUGAGCUUCGUCUAUGAAUAGAAUCUGUGAAAUCUUCAAAUCUUCAAAAUGUUGAGAACAUUGAUGCGCUGCAUUAGGGAAAUGCAAUAUUCAAUAGCUCCAAAGAGGAGGAUUCCCACAUUUACAUGUGGCCUUCCUGAUUCUCAGGCAGAGCCGGGGCCAACUGUAAUUUUGCAUGUGCCCUUAUGACACCUCACUUUCCGCUUCUCUCCCCACUCCCAUCCACUGUUAUUUUGUACUCACUCCCUUCCUUUCUCCUCCUAGCAAGAAAAAAAGUAACGUUAC
Messenger RNA from Linum trigynum, 3547 nucleotides. The record is from the annotation of a GenBank genome assembly. Lineage: Eukaryota; Viridiplantae; Streptophyta; Magnoliopsida; Malpighiales; Linaceae.